This is a messenger RNA of Xyrauchen texanus (razorback sucker), 1837 nucleotides long. RefSeq names its product putative RNA-binding protein Luc7-like 1. Gene Ontology annotation, molecular function: mRNA binding. The transcript is spliced from 11 exons. Bases 305 to 1228 code for a protein of 307 amino acids. NCBI's taxonomy places the organism in Eukaryota, Metazoa, Chordata, Actinopteri, Cypriniformes, Catostomidae. The record is from RefSeq and is a predicted model, not a curated record. Gene Ontology annotation, cellular component: U1 snRNP; U2-type prespliceosome. Gene Ontology annotation, biological process: mRNA splice site recognition.
ACUUUUCCCCCCCCUUAUUUUUUUAAACAUUAAAAUCAUCAUUAUUUCCGCACGGAGAGUGAGUUGAUCGUGUCAAGAUGUCGGCCCAGGCUCAGAUGAGAGCUUUGCUGGACCAGUUGAUGGGAACGUCGAGGGAUGGUUUCAGUGUAUCUUUGCCAGCCUACAUCUGCAAGGGAGUUGCAGAAAAGCCUCAUGUUCAUCGAGCCGAGAUGAAUCGAGACAGAGAGUUAAGUUCACAGACGAACGCGUCUGCAAAUCACACCUGCUCAACUGCUGCCCGAAUGACAUCCUCUCUGGAACGCGCAUGGACCUUGGAGAUUGCUCUAAGAUCCACGACCUGGCGCUGAGAGCCGACUAUGAGAUCGCCUCUAAAGAGACAGACCUGUUCUUUGAACUGGAUGCGGUGGAUCACCUGGAAUCGUUUAUUGCUGACUGCGACCGCAGGACCGAGUUGGCCAAGAAACGUCUCGCUGAGACGCAGGAAGAGAUCAGCGCUGAGGUUGCCCAGAAGGCAGAAAAAGUUCACGAGUUAAACGAGGAGAUCGGGAAACUCCUGGCAAAGGCUGAACAGCUCGGUGCUGAGGGAAAUGUGGACGAAGCCCAGAAAAUUCUACAGGAGGUUGAAAAAGUCCGAAUUAGAAAGAAGGACGCAGAGGAGGAGUACAGGAACUCUAUGCCUGCCUCCAGUUUCCAGCAGCAGAAGUUGCGCGUCUGUGAGGUGUGCUCCGCCUACCUGGGUCUCCAUGACAACGACCGGCGCCUUGCCGACCACUUCGGUGGCAAACUUCACCUGGGCUUCAUUCAGAUCAGAGAGAAGUUGGAGCAGCUGAAGAAAACCGUACAAGAAAAACAGGAGAAGCGAAACCAGGAGCGACUGAAAAGGAGAGAAGAGAGGGAGAAAGAGGAGAAAAUGAAGAAGCAGACGAGAUCACGCAGCCGAGAGCGCAAGAGUUCUCGUGACCGUGAACGCGAGCGCAGGGGCAAACGUUCCCGCUCUGCCUCACGUGAGAAGAGGCGUUCUCGCUCUAAAGAGCGCGAUAGACGCCGACGGCACCGAUCCCGCUCCAGAUCCCGCUCACGGCACAGCCGAGAACAGUCACACAAAUCUUCACGGGACCGUGAUCGCGAGCGUGACCGCAAGCACGGUUCAUCUGAGCGGAGAUCAGAUGGGCUGAAUGGGAGGACAGAAUCUCGCCGCCAUGACGACAGAGAGGCUGGAGAAAUCUGAAUCAUCUCACUCCACAUAACGUUCACAUACAUAAUGCACACUUUUAUAUUUAUCGCAUUGAGCUUCGUAUGUGGUAAACUGCCCAUUCCCUGUUUCAUCAAAGACUUUGUCUUUAAUAUAAAAACUGAACAAAACCUGUUUUAGCCAGUGUCCAUCAAAAGAGAGAGAGAGUAGAGUGUGUGUGUGUGUGUGUGCGCUAUUUUUAGGUAUUGUUUUUUUUGUUUGUACUGAGUGGAUGUGUGCAUGUUGAAGGAAGCUCAUUCUAUUUAAAAGCUGUUCUGAGCUCAGUUUUAAUGCCCCUUUAAAUAUAGCUGCAGUAUUCCCCAUAGAAAGAGGCUGAGUCCAUUCACUCUCUUUAUAUCUGUAGCAGUGGAGUAGACAUUUAAUAAAUCUGAAGAAAUCCUUUACUGCAUAUUGUUUCAGAUUUACAAUGUACACAAACUUUUGUAAUGCAGUUCUGAUUCAUGUUGUCCUCUUGCAUUAAAUGGUUUUAUGAAUUGAAGUGGUAUUUGAAUGGUCAUUACUGAGGGCUAUUAUCUAAUUGUUGAACUCUGGAGGUGUCGUCACUUUUACUGUUUUGUCCUUUUUUUAUGAAUAAACAAGCAAAAU